Messenger RNA from Acytostelium subglobosum LB1, 1218 nucleotides. RefSeq lists its product as hypothetical. Gene Ontology annotation, cellular component: intracellular membrane-bounded organelle; cytosol; membrane. Lineage: Eukaryota; Evosea; Eumycetozoa; Acytosteliales; Acytosteliaceae. The record is from RefSeq and is a predicted model, not a curated record. The transcript has 5 exons. The coding region runs from base 1 to 1218 and encodes 405 amino acids. Gene Ontology annotation, molecular function: sterol binding.
AUGUCAAAGUUUUUCAACAAACUGCGCUCCUCAGACAAGGAUGCUAAUCAUCAACAACAACAACAGCCACAGCAACAACAACAACAACAGCAACAUAAUGAUGCAGAUGGAGAAACACUACCAGAAUCAAAGAUGACAAUUAUUGGACAUCUGAUAAAGCAGAUAAAGCCUGGCUCUGAAAUCAAACAUUUGGUGUUGCCAUGUUUCCUGUUGCAACCUCGAUCACUUUUAGACUCACUGACCGACUUCUUUAGAUGUCUGGACGACUUGUUUGAAGUUCAGAACAUUGAUAAUGAAGAGGAGCGAUUUGUACAGAUGACCAAAUUCGUAUUGUCUGGCUGGCACACAAGACCAAAGGGUAUCAAGAAGCCUUUCAAUCCAAUCGUUGGAGAGGUGUUUGAUUGCUAUUGGCCAUCAUUGGAGAACUCGGAAAAUGAAGAUGACAAGACACAUUUUGUAGCCGAGCAAAUAUCACAUCAUCCGCCACACUCUGCCUUUUGUCUCUAUAACAAGAAGCGAGAGGUCAUUGUCAAUGGCAACAUAUCUACAAACUAUGUCAAGUUCUAUGGAAACUUUGCAGAGUCCUCGCUUGAAGGCAAGAUGGUUUUCCACUUCCUCAAGCGCAAGGAGACCUAUGAACUUACACUGCCAGUCAUUGGAGUAAGAGGUAUUCUCAUUGGAAGAUUGGGUACAUUCACAAGUGGAAAGACCACAUUAAGAAAGUUGAAUAGCGACUACAUUGCACAUAUGGAGUUCCUCAGCAAGAGUGUAAUUGGAUCAUCAAAGCAUCACAAUGGAAUCAAAGCUACCAUCAACCAUGGAGCAAAGACACUACACAAGAUUAAGGGCAAUUGGGAUAGUCAAUUGAUUCUCGUGCCAAACAGUGGACAUGAGAGGAAGUUGUUUGAUGUAUCCACCGCCAAGGUAUAUCCACCAAAGCAACUACCGUUGGAUCAACAACCAUUGAACAGUUCAGAGCACAUAUGGAAGGUAGUUGAGGAGGGUAUAUUGAGUAACAAUGAUGAGAUGACUGCCAAAGAGAAGAAUGUGAUCGAGGAAAGACAAAGAAAGGAUGAGAAUCACCGUAGGGAUAACAAUAUCCCAUGGAUUCCAGAGAGGUUCGUACUGCGUGAGAAGAACUCAACAUUCCCACAUACCUACAUAUACAAGGAUUUAGAGAGUAUAUUCCCUCAAAUCGCAUCUAAACCAGUCAGUUAA